Messenger RNA from Phlebotomus papatasi, 685 nucleotides. Its product is annotated as general odorant-binding protein 66-like. The transcript is spliced from 3 exons. The record is from RefSeq and is a predicted model, not a curated record. NCBI's taxonomy places the organism in Eukaryota, Metazoa, Arthropoda, Insecta, Diptera, Psychodidae. The coding region runs from base 1 to 654 and encodes 217 amino acids.
AUGGUGAAAGUUGCUGGAUUUGUGAUAUUUGUGACUGUGAUGUGGAUUAUGGGGGCUCAGGGGGAGGCGGUGGAGUGCGAAAUGCCACCGCCUCAAGUGAUUAAUCCCGGAGAUUGCUGCAAACUUCCACAGUUUUUUCCCAAUCAAGUGCUGAGGAAGUGCGCGGAGAACUACUCAAGGAUUGAGUAUCAUCCACCGCCCACCACCCCACGAGCGCCACCCCUUCCGGCGCCACUUCUUAAGUCAAUUACCGCGAUUAUUCCUCGAGGAUGUUGUGUCUUUGAGUGUGCUUUCAACGUCUCUGGACUCAAUGAGAUCGGAGGAGGAAUAAACAUGAUGGACAUAUCAAAUUAUUUCAUGGAUAUUGUGAAAGAUGAGACAACUUGGAAUGAGACGAUGAUUGACGCUCUUGAAUUCUGUGUCAAAGACGCUCGAAGCAAAUUGCCCGGAUUCAUGGCAAUUGCCAACAUGCCACCAACGCAAUCUGGCCAGAAAUACUGCAAUCCCAUGCCCGGAUAUCUCACAGGAUGCAUCCAUUCCUACCUCUUUCAAAAAUGCCCGGAUAUCCUCUGGAGAGACUCCAACGAAUGCAAUGAUUUAAGGGAGUACCAGGAAAAAUGCCCGCUUCCUUUUGCAGUGAAAGGAACCAAAUAGCACUCGAAGAGAAAAUAGUAAAAAUCUAAUA